AUGACCUCACGCAGAACAGGGCGGGUGUCUGCCUUUGUGGAAGUAAGGCAGGCGCCCACCUCCACUAUUGGGAUGGCGGGUCCAGCGCGCCGUGAGGGCUACGCGAGGCCGGAUCCAGCGGCCUUCACCCCACGCUGCCGGCGUACGCGGCUUCUGUGCAGCCUGGGGAUGCGAUGCGGGGUUCCGAGGCUCCUCCGGCAUCCCGCCGCCGGUACCGGGGGAAAAAAGGGAGAUCCGCCUCCUUCCUCCCCGCAGCUCAUCGAGUACGCCAAGCUGGGGGACACCAACGAGCGCGCCAUGCGCAUGGCGAACUUCUGGCUGACGGAAAAGGACCUCAUCCACAAGCUGUUCAAGGUGCUGGCACCCCGGUUCCAGCCCCACCCCGGCAGCUACACCCGCCUGCUGCAGAUCCCCAACCGGGAUGGCCUUGACCGCGCCAAGAUGGCGGUCAUCGAGCUCAAGGGGAACCCCUUCCCACCGCUCAUCUGCCCGCGACGCGACACCGAGAAGACACUGCUCAACCAGCUGCUGAAGGGCUACCGGGAGGACAUGCAGCGGGCGGCAGCCCCACAGGCCCCCGAGGGCACCCCUGUCUAGGCAUCCCCCUCUGCCCUGAGGGAGGCCCCGUGCCUGCACAGGGACGGGGUUUGGCGUGAGCUGCCCACGCACCAGCCAGCUUGUUGCUGUCCUGGAGCACAGGAAUGGAGGACGUCCCAGGAGGUCUGAAGGUUGAUGACUGACCUUGAGUUGCUGUGACAGGGGCACAAGCUCAAGGUUUACUCGCUGCUUCCUGCGGUUUGAAUAGAGACUCGGCAAGAGAAGGAAAUCAAGCUGGGAGCCCUAAUGGUUGAUAUUCUCUGUGUAAAUAAACUCUGUUCAGAAAGUG
Messenger RNA from Aptenodytes forsteri (emperor penguin), 886 nucleotides. RefSeq names its product mitochondrial ribosomal protein L17 (gene MRPL17). Bases 1 to 597 code for a protein of 198 amino acids. Gene Ontology annotation, biological process: translation. Gene Ontology annotation, cellular component: mitochondrial large ribosomal subunit; ribosome. The transcript is spliced from 3 exons. Lineage: Eukaryota; Metazoa; Chordata; Aves; Sphenisciformes; Spheniscidae. The record is from RefSeq and is a predicted model, not a curated record. Gene Ontology annotation, molecular function: structural constituent of ribosome.